Messenger RNA from Oryza sativa Japonica Group (Japanese rice), 4037 nucleotides. RefSeq lists its product as uncharacterized. Lineage: Eukaryota; Viridiplantae; Streptophyta; Magnoliopsida; Poales; Poaceae. The record is from RefSeq and is a predicted model, not a curated record.
CCACGCAGAACGAAAAACUUAAUCACAACAGAGUUUCAUCGAGCACCAUGUACAGGAAUGAAUGAACGAAUAUGAAUGAAGUUGUCGGCUGAGGAAAAAGGUAGUGUUAGACCUUAAUUAGAAGCAUCAAUCUCCUGAGAUGGCAUGGCGGAUGGAGAGGAGGCAAAGCCAUGAUAAAGGAAGAGGAACAUCCCUGCUUUCAUAUGGCUGGAGCAGCAGAUGGUGAGGGUCUGAGGCCGAUGCCAUCCCGCCGGAGCUUACCACCCUCUUCGUCAGACCUGGUGCCUGCAACAACAGUGAGCUGCUUCUGGCUCCCGGCAUCGACGUCUCCCACAGCUCGUUCUUCAACCGCGCCGACGCCCCAGGCGCCCACGGUGCCCCUGCCGGCUUCCUCGACACUUUCGACGUCGCCAUCAACGGCGCGCUCCGCGCCGCUCCUGCCGCGGCUUCACCGGCUUUCCUCCUGCCGAACCUCAACGAUGACGCGACUGCGACUCUCCACGCCCAAGCCGUCGCCGUUCUGAACCACGACCGCAGAUUCGGGUGGCGCUGCCAUGGAAGGUGGAGAAGAACCGGGGGUGGAGCCGUCGGCAUCGGCGACUACAGAGGAACCGACAGCGAGGUGGAGCAGAAGUCAGCGAGGACGGAGGGAGUGGGUGGUUAAGCCGUGGUGCACUUCCGACGGGGGCGCCGAGGCAACGGGUGGUUGGUGCAUGUGUCCCAGCCUCCGGUGGCAGCAGCGGCCUCAACCCUCAGAUCUGGGGCGGCACAGAGGAAGUUACAUGCCAGAAGCCGGCGGCGACAAGAAGCAGCAUGGCGGAGAUGGAGGCUGGUGAUAAAAAGAACAGCGAAUGGUGGAGGCCGUGGCAAUGUGAAACAAUGUGGACAGCAAAAUCUGGAGAUGGAAUCAACAAAUGGACCAUUACCUCGCUAGCUCCCUUGAGGCUUCUUCCAUUGUCAAGAUCCAAAUCAACAACAGCCCCCCCAACCUUCCAAUUGAGCCAUUGAGGAGUGAAACGACGGCCGACAUGCAACGAAACGGAGCGGCCAAGAUACACUACGAACUCCACCACGGCCGGCUAGCUUCUGAUCUGGCCACUGCCACGACGCCACACCAGCACACGCUCUCGUGAAACCCUAGGCCCCUCUCCCGCAGGUGUGGCCUUCCCCGACACCGAGCCUUCACGCGACGGCGGAAGAGAUGACCGGCGGCCUGCGGCCACUACUUAUUAGGGGAGGAUGUGCGCACUGGUAUUCAAUGCGCGAGGAGGCGCAUCAUCCGGUGUCAUUGCUCUGUGCGCGGGAAUAACGCGGCAAGCGGUGGCGGGGAUAGCGCUCGAGGCGGUGUUACUGCGAAAGGGGUUCUCGCGCUCGCCCGGUGGGAUGAGGAAUCGGUGAUUUCACCGCUACACAGAGGGUGGGGACAUGGGGAUUGAUUUCACCUGUAGGAUUGCUAGUCACAACUUCUCCUUUUUAUAUUAGUAUAGAUAGACCAUAAAACCUGUGAUUAUUUGCCACGCUUCAUAAUACAUGUGGUUUUGUGCAAAUUUAACCAUAAAAUAUGGAGUGGAGUUUUCUGAAACUUUUUUAAAAAAAUAAAGAAAAGAAAAAGCUACUAAUCCAAACCGUAAAGAAGACGGGGAAUACGAGAAAUAUCUCCAAACAUAUACGCUGAAAAACAAGAAACCGACGCAGACUUGGAUCGAUGCGAUUUCAGCAGCCGUCGUCGUUGAUUCGGAUUCGGGGAGUAACCGCGCAAGAGCAGCGACGAUGAGGUUCGGUUUCCGUCUCCGAUUUCCCUUGGGGUUCCAUCCCCUUCAAAUUUAACGCGACCCUUCACUCCCCGUCGCAUCGCAUCUUGGCUGACUCGUCCCGAAAAUCUUGAGCGACCGAGUUACCGGCGGCGGAGAUGGUGGUGGCUGACAAUGGCAAGUGGGCGCUGGAGAAGGCUCGGGCGCUGCAAGAUUUGGAGGAGGAAUUCAACCAACAGAUUGCAAGGAUUCUCAGCUGCUACCAGCUACCUGACCACAUCAGGCUGGAUCUCCAUGAGCAGCACCGCAAUGACUACAAGGUGCCUGACGAUCUCCGGCUCAAGUUCGUGAAUGCCGUUUUCGAGGGGAAAUCCGGGAUGCUUGAUCAAGACGAGGAACUCAGGGUUCAGGCUCGGAAGGAAUCCGAGAAGUUUUGGGUGGAGGCGGCGGGGGCGGCGAAGAAGGCGCAAGCACUACAAGACAUGGAAGAGAGAAACAGGCAAUUGUUCUUUAAGCAUUAUCCUGGCGUGCAAGACAUGCCUGACCACAUUAGGGAGUACUGCUUCAGGAAAUUCAUGGAAGAUGCCAGGGAUGAGGUAGAGGUCAGAUUCGGGAUACGUAAUCACGAAAUGCGACUCAGGAUCCGAGCUUGGGAGGAAUCGCAGCAGUUUCUGAUCAAGACAAUGGCCGAUGGGCGGGCAGCCAAGAAAGUGCAGACCUUGCAAGAUGAGGAGAAGAGAUAUGUUCAGGGUGUUAAGAAAACUUUUGACAGCGAAAACAUAUCUGAGUACUUCCAACAGGCCUUCCUCCAGCAAGGCCUACUUGAUAAUAUCCGGCUGCUUUUCAUAGAUGAUAUAGAGGAGAAAUUCAAUAUGCCUGAUGACGAAGAGGAACCUAAGGGUUACAUUUCGGAGGAUUACAACAGGUUGAAGGCGCAGGCCUUACAAGAUUUGGAGUACAAAUUCAACCAACAGACUGCAAGGAUUCUCAAGCGUUAUGACCUACCCGAGCACAUCAGGCUGGAUCUCCAGGAGCAACACUACAACAACUACAAGGUGCCUGACAAUCUCCGGAUCAAGUUCAUAAAUGCUGUUUUCAAUGGAAAUCCCCGGAUACUUGAUCACAAGAGGGAGCUCAAGGUCCAGGCUCGCAAAGAAGCAGAAAAGUUUUGGAUCGAGGCGGCGGCGACAGCGAAGAAGGCACAAGCACUACAAGAUUUGGAAGAGAGAUACAAGCAACAAUUUAUUAAGCCUAGUUAUGACAGGGAAGACAUAUCUGAGCACAUGCAGGAGUAUUUCCUCAGGGAAAGAAAGAUAACUGACAAGGCCUAUCUCGAGUACAAGAAUAAUGUAGAGGAUAAAUUCGCGAUACGUAACCACGAAAUGCAAUUGAAGUUUCUAGCCUGGGAGAAAACACAGCAGUUUCGGAUUAAGAUGAUGGCUGAUGAGCGGGCGGCGAAGAAGGUGAAGGCCCUGCAAGAUAUGGAGGAGAGAUAUGUUCAAGAUUAUAUCAACAAGGUUGAAAGACUAGAUGUACCUGACUACAUCAAGCAGGGCGUUAUCCAGGAAUACAAGGUACCUGACGGUACCCGACUACGUUACAUAAAUUAUAUCGAGGAGAAAUUCAGGAUGCUUGAUGACCAAGAGGAACGUAAGGUUCACAUUUGGGAGAAUUUCAAAAAGUUGAAGAUCCCUCUCACAAUAAAGUCUCCCAUCACUGUCGCUAUCAUGUUCUCGAUUGGCAUCAUGAUCUUGUUCUCCGGCUUCCUUGUCCCCAAGAUGCCCAAAUCGUUGAAGAUCAUGUGUUGGGCGACUUCAAUUGUCAUCUGCUUUGCGGCCGUGCUCAGCUACGAUAAUGAAAGCUCGAAGACCACUGCCCCAACUGAAAUGCAUGAUCUGGAAAAUCCUCCAAGUAUUUAAUACUGAAUAAUGCCAUUUAACUGGCAUACAGUUCCAUCCCUGUGUAAUCUAUUGUUAGAUAGGAAAUAGUGCUAUUUAACAGAUCGGUUAGUAAUAAGAACUUGUUAGUAAUAAGAAGUCAUCUGAGAACUCGUUCCAUCCCUAUGUGGAAAAACAAGUUCUUUUUUAUUUGGAAGGUAAACAAGUUCUUUGUUCUAGUGCUUUAAGUCUAGCUGUUUACAGUCUUGUGCUUGAAAUUUUAGACUUCAGUGUAUUUCUAUAUGCUAUGAGCCUGUUAAUGACAUACUAUCAGACUGAUGAAAGAUGUUUUGAUAGAGCAGAAAAUUUAUCUGAAUAUCCAAUCACCGGAUCAUGAAUUCUGAUAGUA